This is a messenger RNA of Rhagoletis zephyria (snowberry fruit fly), 274 nucleotides long. Its product is annotated as odorant receptor 67d-like. Gene Ontology annotation, biological process: sensory perception of smell; detection of chemical stimulus involved in sensory perception of smell. Gene Ontology annotation, cellular component: plasma membrane. The record is from RefSeq and is a predicted model, not a curated record. Gene Ontology annotation, molecular function: olfactory receptor activity; odorant binding. NCBI's taxonomy places the organism in Eukaryota, Metazoa, Arthropoda, Insecta, Diptera, Tephritidae.
UAUAUUUGUUUGCUUUGUUUGGUUAUAUAUGUAUUCAAUAUUGGGCACGCGUGUUGAAAUAUGCAAUGAUCAAUUUUGUGACGGAAUUUACGACAUUCAAUGGUAUGAUUUGGAGGUUGCCGAUCAGAAGACCGUACUGCUAAUGCUCACUAAAUCCCAAGUUCCACGCAUUAUAACUAUCGCUGGAGUUGAGCCACUAUCGGUGAACACUGCACUGAAGAUCACACGCUCUAUCUACAGUUUGGCUAUGAUGGUAAUGCAGUUCAGUAAAUAA